Molecule: messenger RNA, 5934 nt
Organism: Candidozyma pseudohaemuli
Lineage: Eukaryota; Fungi; Ascomycota; Pichiomycetes; Serinales; Metschnikowiaceae
Exons: 3
Coding region: 1-5934 (1977 amino acids)
Biological process (GO): carboxylic acid metabolic process; sphingolipid catabolic process
Cellular component (GO): HDA1 complex; endoplasmic reticulum
Molecular function (GO): pyridoxal phosphate binding; protein binding; sphinganine-1-phosphate aldolase activity
Source: RefSeq, a predicted model, not a curated record
AUGAGCUCGGCACAGCUAGCCGCUUCGGCUGCGUUCCGAGCAAAUAAUCAAAAGACGCAACCGCCAUUGACCAAAAUCACCAAACCAGAGUUAAAGAAGCCCACCCCUUCGAAUUCUCCCAAACAGCGACUGAAGGAGGUUUCACCUGAGACAACCCACCCUCCUGCAAAGAAAAAGCCCACUGAGGCACCCAAUUUAUCCAAAGCAGCUGCUACCAAGUCCUCACAAGCUCAGCUCCAGCCUAAGCAACCAUCAAAAAAACCAAACCUCCAGAUAGAUUUGAGCAAUUACAAGAACGUUUCACAAGCAUCUUUGGCCACCGCAGCCGCUGAACACUCUGCAAAGAACCAGAAGUCCAGUGUAGGCUCUGGGUCAGUCUAUAAUACACCUUUGGUGAGAACCCCAGCAGCGGCAGCGGCGGUGUCAUCGUCAGAGAAGCUUUCACAAACACCAUUGCCACGAACCUCCAUAGAUGAUGACAAUGUUUCUUUGAGCUCAGCUCAUCAUGACUACUUCUGCAUUCCCAAGUUUUAUCAGACAGAUACCGCCAAUGGCCCAGGUGCCCUGCGUCUGCGUGUUAGCGUCAUUCUAGACCCAAAGGACAUGGUUGAGAACGUGAAACAGUCCAUCAAUUCCAAGGCCAAGGCUGGAUCAUCCAAAGAUGCGACCAAACGCAACCAACUAGCCCUCAAUGAGUUCAGACAGAGCGUGGAGCUGAAGAGGCAUUCCUCACAGAUACCGCAAGAACCCAACGUCAAUGCAGUUGUGCUUCAUGACUCAAGUGAAAACUUGUCUCCUGGAGUGGUCCCUACAAGCGACUCAGAAGGAUCGCUGCCGUCGUUGGAGCACAAGGUGUUCAAUAUCAAAGAUCUUAAGGAGCUCAACACUUCCGGAUUGUCCAUGGACUCGUACGCGUCAGGCAGUGAAAAUGAGACACCAAUAACGCCCUCCAUUGCUAUAAUCGAUGCUGACGAAGAUGAUCAAGACAAUGACACCCUCAGAAAGCCGCCAUCUGCCCCUGAAAAGUCCAGCCAGCCCAUCCCUGUACCACCAUCCCCUAAUGCCGUUGCUCGAGGCAACGCCGGUAACGGAACAGUGGCUCCAGAAAUUGCUGCCCUGUUAUCACCAAGCCUGCCUGGUAAUGUUUCCGACUUGAAGCUUGACGAGGCCCUCAAAAAGGUGAGGCGUAAGCCACCACCUGAACUAAUAGAAAGUGAGGGGAGCUCUGGCCGUCAAUCUUUCGACCAGUCCACGAGCAAUCCUCUGAGUGGGGCAGAAGAUGACCAGAAGUUCCCGCAAUUCCCCGAUAUCAAGGAUAAGAAGAAACACCGCCGAAUUUUCGGUCGGAGAAAGGGAGAAGCGGCUCAGACUGUGCGUGAGCGUCAGUCCAUGGAUCUGCUGAACGAGGUUGAAAUAGACGAUGAACCUGAGCCUGAGACAAAGCCUACGGCCGGCAUCUCGCCUGUGGUUGCGAACCCACAUGUUGCCUUGAAGACGACCAUGAGAAAGAUGAAGAAGAAAGACAAGACGUUUGAUGAGAACAAGCCCUGGAAAAACCACAGCAAACUUAAUGAGGUCUCAGAUACAGAGAGAAAACGCUACGAAGGUGUGUGGGUAAGUAAUAAGGGCUACUUGGUCAACAAGGUCGUUACUCGACUUGCAGGUGUGGACUACAACAAGAACUACACAGAAGAGGAGAAUGCAAGAAAGCAAGCACUUCUGAAGCAAGAUCCGCUGGAACUUGCAGCCAAGCUCUCGUCGGCAGCUGAACCUUGUAAUCAUGAAACCAUGGAGGACCAUAUCCAAGAGCGGCACGGGCUUAAACUGGCCGACCCACACGAACUCAUACACGGAAUUGUCGUAAAGCGUAUCUGGAAGAGGAGCAGGCUCCCUCUGGAAACGCUCGAGGCCAUCUGGAAUCUAGUUGAUUUCCGUAAAGACGGCACCCUUAAUAAAAUCGAGUUCCUUAUGGGCAUGUGGCUAGUGGAUCAGUGUCUCUACGGAAGAAAGCUCCCAAAGAAGGUGGAGGAGCAGGUGUGGACCGACACCGGAACUGGGCUGGUGGAUAUGCAGCAUUAUCUCGAUAACGUCGGCUCUGAAUUUAGACCCGAGCACAGCGAAACGUACCAAAAUCAACCAGAACAGCAAGUUUCAGGGUUAUCAGGACCAAGUGCCGACAAUGUUAUUUAUCUACCAUCGAUGAUGUCGAAUUUGCAGAAGGAUGUGUGUGAACUUAUCGUUCAGAUCUUUCGCAAAGGAUUCGAGCAGGAGCUCCAGCGAAGCAAGAACAGAGCUUCCAUAAGUAACCUUUCAAAUGGUGAUGAUGAGUUGCCUGGAAGUAUGGGUGCCGGUGAUGUUCGUGAGUCUAGGGCUAGACUUAUCAACCUUAUGUUCGAGCAGCUACGUAAGGUGUCCAUGCACCCCUCGCUACUAGUGGACCAUUUUAUUCCCAAACGCUGGCUUCUACUGGAAGUCAACGAGCGCCUUUUAAACCUUUCCGGUAAACUGGCCCUUUUCGAUAGAAUCAUUGAACUACUCUGUGAUAGCUAUGGCGAAGACGACAAGCCAAAGAAUGAUUAUAACGUGCUCGUCAUGGCGGAAACAGUCAAGGAGCUUGAGUGGAUUGAGGGCACUAUCAUCGGAAAGAAGAUCAACUACAAAAAUCUUAAUACGAGGAAAUUAUACGAUAUGGACGAAGCAUCAAGAGAUACUGGAGAAGAGUUUACCGAGGAUGAAUUGUUUGCAGCAGACAACAGAAACAAGAGGAAAUACUACUCCAGGCGGCGCAAGUUGGUUGCUGAAAAGAAUCGGAGACCGGGCGUCGUUUUACAUUUGGCCACCUCCAGACACAUGUACGAGAGUUACGCAUCGAGCGUCCAGUUCGACCUCAUCUUCUCUUUUGAUUCGCAUCCAGAUCUCCAAAGCGCCAGCAUGCAACUCAUAAGGGGAAACAAUCAAGCUCUGUCAGUGUCUUUGCAGGCAAGGCAAUACAAGACCCCGAUUAUCAUCCCAAUCCCAAUAUACUCCGUGGAGCACUUCUCGUUGGUAUUGCCUCGUCCUGAGUUCGAGUUGGAUUUGACUAGUGGACCGGAUCCACAAAUCAACUGGAAACUCAAGGUGAUCAGCGCCUUCGUGGCCAACAGACAUCGGUUGUAUGAACGCGAUGACAGCGACUUUUACGUGGAACACUUUGGUGACAACUACGUGGAUCUUAGAGGCUGGCUCAUGAGGUGGUGGGAGGUUCCUCCACCUGCGUCCGCAAGUCUCCUUGAAAAUAGCAAGGCCUCUCUUCUGCUUCAUCCUUCUGAAGAGAAGCUUCUCAAACGACUCCUGGUGAAUUUCACCGACCACCUCAAAGCGGCAUUCAGCUUAGAAAAGCAUAAGUUCAAGUUUGAGAACCCUAGCACCGAGAGUGUGGAGGAGGUUAUUACAGAUUUCGACACCUUCAAGAAGAAGUUCGCCGAGGCUCUCAACUACAGAACUGAGCUUGUGGAAACCACCGUUCGUCGCGGUCUACACGAAGUGCUCCCCGAAUACAGAAAGGCGGAGACUGAAAGACAAACCGAUAUUGACGCUUGCGAGGACCAAAUGGGAGAGAGGUAUCGGAAAUUACGGAAACUCAACGAGGAAGCGAGUACCGUGGAUAGAAAGUAUAACCGAGCAGAAGCCGAGCAUUCGAAAACAGAAGCUACGCAUACGGAAACAAAGGAGAUGCUCAAGCACCUUGAAGAUGUGCUACGGGAAAAGAGUGACGAAGACAUCAAGAAGCUUGUUGAGGAGCAGGCCAAGAUAAUUCUGCAAUUGGGAGAAGAAAAAGAAAGGCUAGACAAAGAGUUAGAGCAGGCGGCUGAAGAAGGUGAGUCUCUUCGUGGUAAGUACCAGACCAAAUCAAGCGAGGCUGUCAAUGCCAGCGUGAGUCUCAGCACCGCACAAGCGAAGAAAGAUACACUCAACGGAACUUUGAAUGGUCCUGGCAUGCACAUUCUCCCAUCCUUGAGAAGGCAAUACGAGCAAAUCAGCUACGAUACCAAAUACAAUCGCUUGCAUAAGGAAAACGCGUUUCUCAAACUGCUAUUCCUGUCUUAUUUGGACAAAAUGGUCAAGGAGCGGAGCACGGUGGUCGACAGCACAGCCGCCGGGCUGAGUAACAUGGUGGCUACCGAACAGGCGUAUCUCAAAGCAAAAAUGUUCGGCCAGCCUUAUGUGCCCAAAGAUUACCGAGAGUUAAUUUUUGUUACUGACAUCCAUGCCAGACGAUUUGCCAUUACCGCUAAGUCCAGGUUCUUGGAGCACUACUUCUCGGAUAUUAGCGCUCCUUGGGGAUACUUGGCUUUGAUCAGAGACGUUCUCGUUGUAUACUGGGUAUACACUGUUUUGCACAAGCUUGUGCUCAACUUGUAUGGCUAUGGUCCCAUUGGAUGCCUCAAGAAGGUCUAUCGUGCCAUCUCCAAGUGGUUCUUUGGUAUCGUCAUGUCGCUUCCUCCCAUCAAGUCCAAAGUUGACAAGGAAUUGAGUGCAACGCAGGUCAAAAUGGAGGAGAUGAUCAUGAAGAACGACGAUUCCUUGCUUCAGUUCCCGGUAUUGCCGACCGCAGGCUUGCAUCAAGAUGUUGUCGUGCAAGAGGUGUCGCUUACUGAAAAGACCCUCACAGUGGAUGAUUGGCACGAUGGUAAGUACACCGGAGGUGUGUAUCACGGUGGCGAUGAGUUGCUCAAGUUGCAAUCCAAGGCUUACGAAAUCUACAGUGUUGCAAACCAGCUUCACCCGGAUAUCUUCCCUGGUAUUCGUAAGAUGGAGGCUGAAGUGGUAUCGAUGAUCUUGAAGUUGUUCAAUGCCCCCGAAACUGGCUGUGGAUGUUCUGCUUCCGGUGGUACCGAGUCUCUUUUGCUUACAGGUUUGGCGGCCCGUGAAAUCGGACGCAGGAAGAAGGGCAUCACUGCUCCAGAAGUCAUCGCUCCCGUUACUGUUCAUGCUGGUAUCGAUAAGGCCUGUUAUUACUUUGGUAUGAAGCUUCACAAGGUGGACCUCGACCCUGUCACUUACCAGGUCGACAUCAACAAAGUGAAGAGAUUGAUCAACCGCAACACUGUUUUGCUCGUUGGAUCUGCACCAAACUAUCCUCACGGAAUCAUUGAUGAUAUCGAGGCUUUGUCGGACUUGGCUGUCAAGUACAACAUCCCUCUCCAUGUCGAUGCGUGCUUGGGCUCCUUCAUUGUCACUUUCUUGGAGAAGUCAGGUGUUCACGGCGACAAGAAGCUUCCUUUGUUUGACUUUAGGUUACCUGGUGUCACUUCCAUCUCUUGCGAUACCCACAAAUAUGGCUUUGCACCAAAGGGAUCUUCCGUUAUCAUGUACAGAAACCCUGAGCUUCGAAAGCAUCAGUACUACGUCGCAAGUGAUUGGACUGGUGGUUUGUACGGCUCGCCUACUCUUGCUGGCUCGAGACCAGGUGCUUUGAUGGCAGGCUGUUGGGCUACAAUGGUGCAUAUCGGAGAGACCGGAUAUGCUGAGUCGUGCAAGGACAUUGUCGGUGCUGGCAUCAAACUUAGAAACGCUUUGGUUGAAAACGAGACCCUCUACGAGCAUCUAGAGCUUCUUGGUGACCCAAUUGCCUCUGUUAUUGCGUUCAAGGCCAAGAACCCUAACAAGGUUGAUAUCUACUCCAUAGGCGAUCUCAUGGGCAAGAAAGGAUGGCACUUUGCAACAUUGCAAAACCCUGCAGCUUUGCAUUUUGCUUUUACGCGUCUUACUGUACCCGUGACCGACGAGUUGAUCAGCGACCUCGUUGCCACUAUUAAGGAAGUUGCAAACUCUGACACCAAGGCUCCUCCUGGUGACACUGCAGCCAUGUAUGGUGUGGCAGGCAACGUCUCUACCGCGGGUGUUGCUGAUCGCUUGAUCGAGACAUUCCUUGAUGCCUUAUAUAAACUUUAG